AACUCUGUCCCAGAAGUAGUAUAACUUCUCCUGCCUUCUUCUGUGUUAGCGAGUAGCGAGAGAGAGAGAGAGAGAGAGAGAGAGAGAGAGAGAGAUGGAGAGUUGGUUCUUACUGCCAAAAAUCGAACUCCACGCUCACCUCAAUGGCUCCAUAAGAAAUUCCACGUUACUUGAACUUGCUAGAGUUCUGGGAGACAAGGGUGUCCUAGUUUUCGCUGAUGUGGAACAUGUGAUCAUGAAAGAUGACCGAUCUUUGCCUGAGUGCUUCAAGUUGUUUGAUCUUAUCCAUAUACUUACCACUGAUCAUGCGACUGUCACACGAAUCACUAAAGAAGUUGUUGAAGACUUUGCUGCUGAGAACACUGUCUAUCUAGAGCUAAGGACAACACCUAAGAAGAAUGAAUCAAAAGGGAUGAGCAAACGCUCUUACAUGGAAGCUGUGAUAAAUGGUCUGAGGAGCAUUGAUGCAGUUAAUGUUGUUUUUACUCCUGCUUGUGGAAGAACAGAAAUCUCCAUAUCUCCCACUAUCAAUGAUUCUUGUAACGACCCAACAAGAAGAAAGAUAUAUGUUCGCCUUCUUCUCAGCAUUGAUCGUCGUGAAACCACUGCAGCAGCAAUGGAAACUGUUCAACUAGCACUGGAAAUGAGGGAUCUUGGGGUAGUUGGUAUUGACCUUUCUGGCAAUCCUGUUGUAGGGGAAUGGGAAACAUUCUUGCCAGCGUUAAAAUUUGCCAGGGAACAAGGUCUUUCUAUUACACUUCAUUGUGGUGAGGUGCCUAAUCAGAAGGAAGUCCAAGCAAUGUUGGAUUUUCUUCCCCACAGAAUUGGCCAUGCCUGUUGCCUUCAAGAGGAGGACUGGAGAAAGCUGAAGUCAUCCAAAAUUCCGGUUGAGAUUUGUUUGACAUCCAACAUCAGAACUGAAACCAUCUGUUCCUUUGACAUUCAUCAUUUUGCCGAUCUUUACAACGCAAAGCACCCAUUAGUUUUGUGCACUGAUGACACAGGGGUUUUCUCAACCAGUCUUUCCCGUGAGUACAGCAUUGCAGCAGCUUCAUUUGGUCUUGGCAAGAGAGAAAUAUUUCAGCUGGGAAGGGAUGCUAUUGAAUAUGCAUUUGCUGAUGAUGGAGUGAAGAAGGAUCUAAGGGAAAUCUUUGAUUCGACUGUUAAAAAGCUGGGAUUGUGAUUUCAUGAGAAUGUAAAUGCAGCAUGUUGUAUGUCAAUAGGCAGCAUAUCUCUGAUAAAAGACACGAUUUUUGAUUCUGUUCUAGUAAUAGUAGAACAUGCCUCUGAUUAUGAGGUUUUGUAUUAGACUAUAAUGGAUUAUUCUAAUGAAAACAAUUUCGAGCAUAUGGAUUUCCACCUGGCAUUUAUUUA
This is a messenger RNA of Telopea speciosissima, 1374 nucleotides long. Its product is annotated as N6-mAMP deaminase. The transcript is spliced from 11 exons. The record is from RefSeq and is a predicted model, not a curated record. Lineage: Eukaryota; Viridiplantae; Streptophyta; Magnoliopsida; Proteales; Proteaceae. Gene Ontology annotation, biological process: adenosine catabolic process; inosine biosynthetic process. The coding region runs from base 95 to 1183 and encodes 362 amino acids. Gene Ontology annotation, molecular function: adenosine deaminase activity.